Molecule: messenger RNA, 1818 nt
Organism: Trichophyton benhamiae CBS 112371
Lineage: Eukaryota; Fungi; Ascomycota; Eurotiomycetes; Onygenales; Arthrodermataceae
Exons: 1
Coding region: 1-1818 (605 amino acids)
Biological process (GO): carbohydrate metabolic process; glycosaminoglycan metabolic process
Cellular component (GO): membrane
Molecular function (GO): beta-N-acetylhexosaminidase activity
Source: RefSeq, a predicted model, not a curated record
AUGUUGUGGAUCUGGGUUCCUGGAAUCCUAGGCCUGUUUGGCCGUGUAGAAGCGCUAUGGCCACAACCCAGUGAAUACUCACACGGGAAUAAAACCCUGUGGCUGUCUCCAUCCGUCCGGUUUACCUACACUAACAAUCAGCGGUCUUUUAUAUAUACGCGGCCUAGUUAUGCAGGCAUUAACUGGAUACCCGGAGGCUGGCUAAACCUGCUGCAGAACCCUUGGGGUAGCGCAGAACAAACAGUUGCAGAACCGCUCCCCAAUGUUGAGCAAUUUGUUGAAGAUGCUAUAAAACGUACCAAGCAUGCUAUUAUUAAUAGCAAAUUUGUCCCUUGGAAGUUUCAUCCGCGUCAUCAAAAGUUUGAACCCUUGGUAGAUGGCCAACAUCCGACUAUCGAAGAGGUUAUAAUCAAUGAGGCGUCAAAAACGAGUCAAGAAUGGUCUCCUCGCAACUACGUUAAUGGGGAUGAAAAGUACGAAAUUAGGAUCUCGGAAGAUGGUGAGGUGCAGAUCUCCUCGAGAUCACCGAUUGGCACUAUUCGUGCUCUUCAAACAUUCCAGCAGCUGUUUUACUCCCACUCCCAUUCAAAGUCAUACACACCCUUUGCUCCAAUUUCCAUAUCGGAUUCUCCCAAAUGGCGACAUCGUGGGCUGAACCUUGACAUAUCUAGAAACGUGAUUCGACCCGAAGACGUCAAGCGCACUAUUGACGCAAUGGCAUCUGUAAAACUGAACCGGCUGCAUGCCCACGCUGCCGACUCACAAUCCUGGCCGUUAGACAUUCCUUCAAUCCCAGAACUAGCAGCCAAAGCCUCGUACCAUCCGAGUCAGGUAUGGUCGUCUUCUGAAUUGGAGGCGGUGCAACUAUAUGGACUAGAACGCGGGGUCUCGGUAUUCCUUGAGAUUGAUUUGCCCGGCCAUACUGCUGCCGUUGGCCAUGCAUUCCCCGAUUUAGUUGCAGCCUACCAUAUGGACCAGUGGGAGAAAUAUGCCGCGGAACCUCCAAGUGGUCAAAUUAAACUGAAUUCUUCUGCCGUAUACCAGUUCCUUGAUCUGCUGAUGGCAGAUUUAAUCCCACGUGUCUCCCCGUUAACAGAAUACUUUCACACUGGAGGAGAUGAAUUCAACCUCAAUACCUACCUUUUAGAAAUUAACCUAGGCUCAAAUGACCGACGAGUCCUCACUCCCUUUCUCGACAGAAUGAUCACACAUGUUCACAGCUCACUUCGAAGUUCUGGAGUUACUCCGAUUGUAUGGGAAGAGUUGGUCCUUGAUUGGGAUCUCAACCUGCCUUCUCACAAAACAGCGGGUGAAACUGGAGGGGUCAUCGUGCAGGCAUGGCGUAACUCAUCAGCAGUGAAACAUGUCCUCCAAAAAGGGUAUCAGACGAUAUUUGGCACUGGAGAUGCUUGGUAUCUUGACUGCGGGGUAGGAACUUUCCUAAACCCUCGCCCAGGUUCCAAGGCAGUCCAGAAUCCGUAUCUAGACUGGUGUGCACCGACGAAAAACUGGAAACACAUGUAUGUAUACAACCCUCUAAAGGAUAUACCUGUCGAGUUACAGUCCCUUCUGGUUGGAGGUGAAACGCAUAUGUGGUCAGAGCUGGUUGAUCCAGUCAACAUGGACCAAAUGAUCUGGCCCCGGGCCGCCGCCGCCGCCGAAGUUCUUUGGACAGGGCCGAGAUCGCCAGAUAAUAUCCAGGACGCCUCAUAUCGAUUGGCAAAGUGGAGAGAGCGCGUAGUGAAUGAUGCCGGAAUCCGUGCUGCUAUGGUCCAAAUGACGUAUUGUCUCAUGCGGGAAAGCGGAUGCGAGCUCUAA